AUGGCGGCUCACUUGACCGCGGUGAGAGAUCGUCUAGUCUGUGGCAUUGCACAAGAGAGUAUACAGAAGAGAUUGCUCUCGGAGGCAGAUCUGACAUUCAAACGUGCGGUGGAAAUUGCUGUCGCCAUGGAAACGGCUGCCAGAGACGCAGUGGAGCUACGAUCAGGAGUGAAAGUGUCCGUAAACAAGGUGACCACUGCAGGUUCCGCUGUUUCAGUGAUGUCACAGCACGAGUUUGAAAAACAUUUCAAGACAGCUAAGUUAAAGCCAUCGCCUGUCAAACUGAAAACGUAUACUGGUGAGCCCAUAAUUCCUCUGGGGGUGAUGCCUGUGACUGUAAAGUACAAUGAUCAGCAGAGUGAGUUGGAUCUGUACAUAGUACGAACAGAGGGACUAGCACUUUGGGGACGUGACUGGUUGAGGAAGUUGCAGUUGGACUUGAAAUCUAUAAAAAGUCUGCAAGUCACAGGUUCUGUGUCACCGUGCGCUCAAAAGGAACUGGAAAAAGUGCUGGACGGGGCUGCAGUGGUGUUUCAAUCAGGAAUAGGAACUCUGAAGCAUAUCAAGCGGAAAAUAACCUUGGAUGAGAACACUGUUCUGAAGUUUCACAAGGCAAGGCCUGUUCCCUAUGCUAUUCACCAGCAAUUGGAAACGGAGCUGGAUCGGUUGGAAGCUGAAGGAAUACUGUCAAAAGUUGACUGGAGUCACUGGGCCACUCCUGUAGUUCCUGUCGCCAAGAAAGACGGAACUGUAAGACUUUGUGGGGAUAUUAAAGUCUCUGUCAACCCUGUACUGCAGGCAGAACAAUAUCCACUACCGAGAAUAGAGGAUAUUUUUGCUACACUUUCAGGAGGACAGCUCUUUAGUAAAAUAGACUUGGCAGAAGCAUAUUUACAAAUGGAAAUGGAGGAGGACUCAAAGGUGUUCUUGACUAUCAGUACUCACAAGGGCUUAUACUGCUAUAAUAGGCUUGUUUUCGGUGUCGCCUCAGCACCGGCAUUAUGGCAAAGAGCUAUGGAUCAGAUACUUCAGGGUUGCCCUGGUACCCAAUGCUACCUUGAUGACAUCAUUGUCAGAGGUGACAGUGACAAUAGUCACUUGGAGAACUUAGCACGAGUCUUAAAGAGAUUGGAAGAGUAUGGACUGCGUGCAAGACGUGAUAAGUGUGAGUUUUUCAAGGACACAAUCACAUAUUGUGGGCACAAAAUCGAUGCAAAUGGUUUGCACAAGUGUCAUGACAAGCUAAGGGCUGUUGCAGAGGCUCCACAGCCAAAAGAUGUCUCGCAAUUGAGGUCCUUCUUUGGAUUUAUCAAUUACUACAACAGGUUUUUGCCAAACCUAGCCACUGUUCUCCAUCCUCUAAAUGCCCUGUUACAAGCAGGAAAGAAAUGGACGUGGUCAAAGCAAUGCACGCAAGCUUUUCAGGAAGAAAAGAAACUGGUGAUGUCAGAUACAAUUCUGACUCAUUUUGACCCUCACAGACCACUAAGGGUGGCAUGCGACGCCUCACCAUAUGGAAUCGGAGUGGUGUUGUCGCAUGUGAUGGCUGAUGGAACGGAGAGCCCCAUAGCUUUCGCUUCACGCUCCCUUACUGCUGCAGAGAAGAACUAUGCACAGAUUGACAGGGAAGCUUUGAGCCUGGUCUGGGGUGUGAAACGAUUCAAUCAGUAUCUGUAUGGAAACACAUUUACCUUGGUUACAGACCAUCAGCUGUUGGUUUCCAUCUUCAAUCCUCAGAAAGGAGUUCCACAGACCGCAGCAGCACGGAUGCAAAGGUGGGCAUUGUUUCUGGGAGGACAUAGAUACCAGAUUGAAUUUAAAAGAACACACAAACAUGCUAACGCUGAUGGGAUAUCACGUCUACCACUGGAUGGUUGUGAUUCAAAGAUAGAGAAUGUUAGCACACCUUUGGAUGUUUUUACAAUUGCUCAGCUUGAGAGUUCUCCUGUUACAGACGAGAUGAUUCGGAGAGAAACCAGGAGAGAUCCUGCAUUAUCCCAGGUAUAUUCCGCUAUACAGUCUGGCUGGAAUGCAGAGCAAAAUCUUCGAUUCACACAAUUCUAUCAGCGCCGUGAUGAACUCACUCUAGAUGGGGGUUGCAUCAUGUGGGGAUUAAGAGUUGUUUUACCACCUAAGUUGCAAAGUCGAGUCUUGGAGGAGCUCCAUGUUGGACAUCUUGGAGUGGUAAAAAUGAAGUCACUUGCAAGAAGUUUCGUAUGGUGGCCCGGUAUAGAUCAGCAGAUCGAGCAGCUUGCCAUGCACUGCUCAGGGUGUCAACAUGUGCAAAGAUUGCCAAAACCCGCACCACUACAUCCUUGGGAAUGGCCUGCGUUACCGUGGCAAAGGAUCCAUGUUGACUUUGCGGGUCCCUUCAUGGGCACUACAUUUCUGGUUGUUGUUGAUGCGUGUUCAAAGUGGCCAGAAGUGUUCAGCAUGACCUCCACAACUGCCGCCCAAACUGUCAUGGUUCUGAGAGAACUUUUCGCAAGGACUGGUGUACCAGAACAGCUGGUGUGUGAUAAUGGUCCCCAGUUUAUAUCUGAGGAGUUCCAGAUCUUCCUAAGGAACAAUGGAAUCAGGCAUGUGACCUCAGCGCCCUACCACCCAACUACAAAUGGCUUAGCUGAGAGAUUUGUGCAAAGCUUGAAGAAUGCACUGCGGGCCAUGAUAUAUGAAAAGCUCACACUAAACCAGAAGCUUCACAAUUUCUUGUUUGCAUAUCGAAAUGCAACUCAUGUCACCACAAAUCGAACACCUGCCAUGUUGUUCCUUGGUAGAGCCUUACGCUCAAGGCUGGACUUGCUGAAACCCAAUUUGAGGAGAACCGUACAUGACAGACAGAUGAAACAGUCACAAGGAGGUGGGAAAACGAGAGAGUUAGAAGUUGGAGAGAGUGUGCUCACUAGAAACUACAGAGGAGAUCACAAAUGGAAUCCUGCAAAGGUCAAAGAAAGAACAGGACCGCUGUCAUAUACAGUUGAGAUUGCACCAGAUACCACCUGGAGACGACACAUUGAUCAGUUGAGAAGAUCAAAUAUUCCUCUGGGAAGUGGUCCCGUGAGUGUUCCAUUCACCACGACUGAUACUGUUACCAGUGAAAGUAAUACAACAACACCUCAAGAUGGCACUGUAUCUUCCAGUGAAGCGCCCCAAACACCAAUUCCAACCUGUGAAGAGAAACGUUACCCUACCCGUGUACGGAAACCACCAACCCGGCUUAACUUAUAA
Messenger RNA from Onychostoma macrolepis, 3228 nucleotides. RefSeq lists its product as uncharacterized. Gene Ontology annotation, biological process: DNA integration. Lineage: Eukaryota; Metazoa; Chordata; Actinopteri; Cypriniformes; Cyprinidae. The record is from RefSeq and is a predicted model, not a curated record. Gene Ontology annotation, molecular function: nucleic acid binding.